This is a messenger RNA of Paramecium octaurelia, 1460 nucleotides long. Lineage: Eukaryota; Ciliophora; Oligohymenophorea; Peniculida; Parameciidae. The record is from the annotation of a GenBank genome assembly.
AUUACAAAUGAACCAAGAUCCUAAUGAAAAGGAUAUGAUAGGAGAUCUUUUAGAUGGUAUCUUAAUUUUCUCCAAAUUUUAGAUAGUUUUGAAAAUGUCGCCAAAAUCAAAAAAUCAUAUACAUCAAAUAGACCCCCUGUUCUAUAAAUUAAUUAGAAUCAUAAUUCAUCUCCAAUAUAUUACCCAAAAGUAUAUUCUCCUCAAGUGCAGCAAAAACAAAAGUUUUUUAUCUUCAUUAGUUAAGUUCUUAUGAUUUAGAUUUACGGCUCACCAAAGUCCCUGUCUAACAGAGUGCUCCAAAUUCAGCAUUAAAACCAAAAUCAUAUGACUAUGUAACUCAAUUUAAUCCGGAUGAUGAAACUUCCUUGGACGGAGAUUUAGUACCUAAUUAUACUUCUAUUUAAGAUAUCCAAAUGCAAAGAUUAGAACGGGGCUAGAAGCAUUCAAAAAGCCUUUCAAGAAGGUUCUUAGGCUAUCAGAGAACAAAUUUUUAACAAACUAGAAAAGGGGCUGUUGUCUCUCUCAAAAGAUGUCUUUGGAAAUUAUGUCAUCCAAAAUCUGCUUGAAUUUGGUAAUAUUUUUAAUAAUAAGAGGAACUUCAAUUCAAUAAUAAAAAAUACUAGCCAUUUUAUAACCUCACUCUUCACAAUUAGCAUUUCAUCAAUAUGGCUGCAGAGUUCUAUAAAAGUUAUUAUAAAAUGCCCAUAAUACAGCAGAUUUUCCAAUCUUAUUCGAUACGAUUAAAAAUAAAGUGAGAGACUUAGUAAUUGAUUAACAUGGAAAUCAUGUAGUUUAGAAAUUAAUCUAAUUGAUGGAGAAUGAUAUAAGUUUAUGGGUCUUAGACGGGAUUGAAGGAUAAGUCAACAAACUUGUGAUUAAUUCAUUUGGUUGUAGAAUAAUUUAAAAAGCUGUCUCUAUUUCUACUAAUCAUCCUGAUAGAUAAAUGAAAAUUUUAUUUGAAAUUAUGAGGCUAGCCUAUGAACUCUGUAUUUCCCAAUAUGGGAAUUACAUAAUCCAAUAACUAUUGAAGGAAGGACCUCUCGUCAUCAAAAACAUAAUUUAAUAAAUUAUAAUGGAAAAAUUAGAAGAAUAUAGUUUAAAUAAGUUUGGAAGGUACAUAUAUAGUAUAGUUUAGCAAUGUCGUUGAUUGUGCAAUCAAAUGCUCUGAUAAUUAGUUCAAACUAAAAAUUAUGGAAUUGUUACUGAGUCAAAAUAAUUCAUAAGUGCUAUUUGUAAGAUUGUCUACGAAUGCAUAUGGCAACUAUGUAGUUUAAAAUUUUUUUAAAUACGCAGAUUCAGAAAUACAAAAAGAACUUUAUUUAAAAAUUACUAAUAAUUAAUAACUCUUAUAAGAAAUACAAUAAUAUAAAUUUGGUAACUUAUAAUUUAAUAUCUUUCAAGGUCAGUUUGUUUACUAAAUGUUGACUUAGAAAUUAGAAUUGGAAUCCUUCAAUUUAUGA